Molecule: messenger RNA, 1304 nt
Organism: Chionomys nivalis (European snow vole)
Lineage: Eukaryota; Metazoa; Chordata; Mammalia; Rodentia; Cricetidae
Gene: Ube2l6
Product: ubiquitin conjugating enzyme E2 L6
Exons: 5
Coding region: 175-654 (159 amino acids)
Source: RefSeq, a predicted model, not a curated record
GGACCUGUGAUUCAGAGAGCGGGGACCUGCGAGAGUCUGCUGGUGCCCCACAUUCGGACUCGAGAUGACAGCCAGCAAGCGAGUAGCGAAGUUCCUCUAAGUCAGGUGACUUACUAGCAGGCUUUGGGAGGAGCUGUGUGCCCCAGCUUGGAUUUCAGCAAUUAUGGGAAAGGCAUGGCAGAAUUCACCAAAACACAUGAGAUCAAAGUAUUCCCAGUGGAGUUGGAGGAUCUUUUGGAACAACUUCCACCGUACGUGCGGGACCUGUCUGGCGAUGAUGACAAUGUGCUGGUGUGGAACAUGCUCCUGCUGCCUGACCAACCUCCCUAUAACCUCAAGGCUUUCCGUCUACGGAUUGAUUUCCCCAGGGAGUAUCCAUUAAAGCCUCCCACUUUGAAAUUCAUCACCAAGAUCUACCACCCCAACGUCAGCGAGGAUGGGCUGGUGUGUCUGCCCCUCAUCAGCAUCGGGAACUGGAAGCCUUACACCAAGACCUACCAAGUCUUGGAGGCCCUCAUUGUGCUGGUGGGUAAACCCAAUCUAGAAGAGCCUGUGAGGCUGGAACUUGCCGAGCUCCUGACUCAGAACCCAGAGAUGUUCAAGAGAAAUGCAGAAGACUUCACCCUUCAGUUUGGAGAGGACCGACCCUCUUAGUUCUCCUUCUCAGGCCUCUCUGCCUAGAUCUGCUUAGUGUGUACCAGGACUGGCACCAGAGGCCUUUGGAGGCCUAUCCUCUGAUCACAUUUUCCUUCGUGGCUGCUAAUUAUGAGUAAAUGUGCCUAGUGUGUGUGUGUGUGGGGGGGGGCCUGUGUGGUGUGUGCUCCUUCCCCAAGUCAUUUGGUGGUAGAGGUGCCAUUCCCACAUGCUUGGCCGCUCCCAACGCCAGUGCAAGUUAGGUCCGCACAGUUUUGGGCCUGCUUUCCCGUUCUCCAUCUGGCGGAAAACUGAAUGCCUCAGGGCCCAGGCACCAAGGAGGAAGGAAAACAGGACUAUGGCUAGAAGGCUGGGCAGACAGAAGGAGCCAAAUUCACUGCUGAGUGAUUGGAAUCAGCCAUACUUGUUAUAAGCAUGCCCCGACUUAAGUGUUAAUCAUUUUGUGUUUGUGGUGAUGAAUCUCAAAAUGAAGAAUUUAAACUCCAUCCAGGAAUCAGACUUCAGGGUUCUAGAUGGCUUGCUCUCUGACUGGCUAUGUUUCUGGGGGCUAGGCCUCAAGAAGGGGUUUGUUUACCUCUAACCUCUAGUCCAGGGACUCCACAAAAUGUGUGUGCUUGUCUGCCAUUGACUUCACAGAUGAAUCCCAGAGU